AUGACAUCAACAAACAAAGACAGACCAAGAGCAGACAAGGACCUGGGCCUGGUCGAAACCAGGCACUCUCAACGGAUCAGGAACCAGUCCCAGCAAGCGGCGGAUAGGCGGUUUCAUCAGAGCCUUCCGAAGGCAGGGCUCUAUCCCUCGCACUUCUCUCCUUACCUGAUGAGACCCGACGGGAUGUCAAGCUCCAUUAUCGGCCUGUCCAAGGAGGAGGUGGAAGAGGACCUUGUCACGCUCAAGCUCAUGUUCCAGACCUACUUUGUGUCGGAGUACUAUGACGAAGCUGGCGUGAGUGACCAGCAGGUGUCUCUCUCAGCAGCUAGCAGAUCAGUGGACGUCCCCCACUCCUCUCCCUGUCCCCGACCUCACGUUCCAGCAACAAGCUUUCAAGCCUCGAUGCCUCCUGGCGGCUGCGCUCGGCACAUUCCGUCAAGGCAGCCACAGGUCAACGUGCCGGCAUCGAAGGAGGACCCGGCGAAAGGGACUCACACGAUAAAGCGAGCAAGGUUCGCGUGUGUUGCACCUCGCAACAGGAAGGAGGAGAAGGCGCAUUUCGAGGCGGCGAUUCGUGCUUCGAUGGUGAACUCGUUGAGAUCGACCGACCCGUGA
Guillardia theta CCMP2712 is the source of this 615-nucleotide messenger RNA. RefSeq lists its product as hypothetical. The transcript has 2 exons. The record is from RefSeq and is a predicted model, not a curated record. The coding region runs from base 1 to 615 and encodes 204 amino acids. NCBI's taxonomy places the organism in Eukaryota, Cryptophyceae, Pyrenomonadales, Geminigeraceae.